AUGGCCCAGGAAGAAUCGAUUCCGCAGCGCAUGAAGGCCUUGAGCUUGGUCGAAUUCAAGGAGAAUUACCAGCUGCAAACCGAUGUUCCUGUUCCAGUCCCGGGACCGCGAGAACUCCUCAUUCGCGUGGUUGCAUCCGGCUUCUGUCAUACCGACUACCAGGUUUACGAAGGCGCUUACAAUUCAAAACUUCCGAUCAUAGGCUCCCAUGAGGCAGCUGGCAGGAUAGCCGCACUGGGCCCUGAUGUAAGCGGAGACUGGAAAAUUGGUGACCGCGUCGGGGUGUAUUUUAUUAGGGACGCAUGCGGUACCUGCACAGAUUGCAGGUGGCAUGCUGUAACACACAAUGGGGAUCUGUGUCCACGAUAUUGUGCAAAUAAGACUAUGGUCGGUAUAAAAGGGGCAGAUGGCGGCUUCGCCCAGUAUAUGAUAACGUCGGACCUAGCAAUUUUGAAGCUUCCGGAUGACAUAUCGUUCGAACAAGCGGCACCGUUGAUGUGUGCAGGGGCGACGGUGUGGAAUGCGCUUCUCGAGGCCAACCUCCGAAAAGGCCAAACAGUGGCCAUCGUCGGAAUUGGUGGUCUAGGCAACCUUGCAGUUCAGUUUGCCAAAGCCUUGGGUUAUCGCGUUGUCGCCGCCAGUCAUCAUGACCCUGAUCUAUCAUGUCUUCCGCCAGCUCUGAGACCGGAUAUCGUUGUCUCUUAUACACAACCUGAUUCUGCCCAGGAAAUCACAGAAUUCACAGAAGGAAUUGGUUUGGACGCUGCCAUUGUAUGUACGCCCAGCACGGAAGCUAAUGACUGGGCAGCGCACCGGCUUCAGCCCAGAGGAAUAUGCGUGGUGCUAGGGUUGCCUACCAAAGGGUUUCAUUUUGAUGCCUUCAACCUUGUCUUCCGCCAGAUUGUGGUCAAGGGUUCACUGUAUGCGGAUAUUAAUGACCUUCCUCAGAUGCUGGAUGUGGUUUCGAAACAUAAGAUUCAGAGUCAUAUUACCGUUGUGCCACUAGAAGAAGCUGAGGAGCUACCCGAGAAAGUUGCUGCCCAUGAAUUGAGAGGGAGAGUAGUUGUCAAGAUUUAA
Monascus purpureus is the source of this 1077-nucleotide messenger RNA. Lineage: Eukaryota; Fungi; Ascomycota; Eurotiomycetes; Eurotiales; Aspergillaceae. The record is from the annotation of a GenBank genome assembly.